AUGGUUCCUCAUAAUGCAAGUUUAAAGUUACUAGCAAUGGUGGAUAUAUUGCUAAUCUUAUUAUCAAGUUCCACGUGGCAAGAAGUGGGGGCCACAGUAGAUUGUCCGACGGUGACUCAGCUUUUGAACACGUGUUCAGUGUUCAUUACCUAUGGAUCACCGGACCCACUACCAGGGUCACCAUGCUGUGAUGCGGUUAUGGGCCUGAGUAAUUUGGGAGACUCGAUUGAAAGCAGGAGGUCCGUAUGUAGGUGUAUGAUGGGCCUUAUUGCUGCUUAUAGCCCAGAUGCCACUUCUAUUGCUACUUUGCCGGGCUUUUGUGGUGUUUCUUUGGGCUUCAUUAUUGAUCCCAACACUGAUUGCACUCUGUAUGCUCUCUCCUCCCCACUAUCGAUAUAUGAUACUUCUUCUGUCUCUACUUUUAUCGCGUCAUUAGAGUUCUCACACUUGUCAAUUAUCAAAUGUUAUGUGACUGAAGAUGUGAAGAAUUGGGCGCCAAAUAAAGAUCUUUAG
Beta vulgaris subsp. vulgaris (sugar beet) is the source of this 513-nucleotide messenger RNA. Its product is annotated as putative non-specific lipid-transfer protein 14. Gene Ontology annotation, biological process: lipid transport. Lineage: Eukaryota; Viridiplantae; Streptophyta; Magnoliopsida; Caryophyllales; Amaranthaceae. Gene Ontology annotation, molecular function: lipid binding. Bases 1 to 513 code for a protein of 170 amino acids. Gene Ontology annotation, cellular component: membrane. The record is from RefSeq and is a predicted model, not a curated record. The transcript has 2 exons.